Messenger RNA from Apaloderma vittatum (bar-tailed trogon), 550 nucleotides. It is a transcript of the gene HIBCH, whose product is annotated as 3-hydroxyisobutyryl-CoA hydrolase. Gene Ontology annotation, cellular component: mitochondrion. The record is from RefSeq and is a predicted model, not a curated record. Gene Ontology annotation, molecular function: 3-hydroxyisobutyryl-CoA hydrolase activity. Gene Ontology annotation, biological process: L-valine catabolic process. The transcript is spliced from 5 exons. The annotation marks the transcript as partial. NCBI's taxonomy places the organism in Eukaryota, Metazoa, Chordata, Aves, Trogoniformes, Trogonidae.
GGAGUUGGCCUCUCCGUCCACGGACACUUCCGAGUUGCCACAGAAAAGACGGUUUUUGCAAUGCCAGAAACAGCAAUAGGCCUUUUUCCUGACGUGGGUGGAGGAUAUUUCUUGCCAAGGCUACCGGGAAAGAUUGGCUACUACCUUGCGCUAACAGGAUUUCGGCUGAAAGGAAGAGAUGUGCUAGAAGCUGGCAUCGCGACACAUUUUGUAGAAGCCGAAAGGCUACCUGCCUUAGAGAAAGACCUGAUAGCACUGAAGUCUCCUUCAAGAGAAAACAUUGCAGACUUAUUGAACUCUUACCACGUGAAGAGCAAAGUUGAUCAAGAAAAGAAGUUUGUACUUGAUGAACAUAUGGAGAAAAUUAACAGUCUAUUUUCAGCAAACAGUAUGGAAGAAAUAGUUAAAAAAUUAAAGCAAGAUGGUUCUCCUUUUGCCACUGAGCAGCUAGAGGUAAUGUCUUCUAUGUUAUUUUUGUUAGAGAUUUUAAGUCUUAUCAUGGAGCAGACUUUCAUCACAUUAUUAACAUUACUUAUACUACGUGACACCA